ACAGGCUCAGUCCGAUGCUUCCUUAGAUUCAACGGAAGUGAGGAAGCCGUAGUCUGACGCAGAAAUUUCGUGACAUCGCCUGAGGAGCGGCCACCGGCGAGGGUUUUGGUGAUUUGGUCAAUGGAUUAUGAAUCCGGCUUCUCUACGCCGAAGGCGAAGCGCACGAAGCUAUCGAUGAACAACUUUUUGUUGGCCUACCAGAGUUUGGGUGUUGUUUAUGGCGAUCUGAGUAUUUCCCCUAUUUUUGUUUAUAGUAAUAUUUUUUCGGGAAAGUUGAAGCUUAGUGAAGAUGAUACUGAAGUCUUUGGAGUCCUCUCUUUGGUUUUCUGGACUCUUACUCUGAUUGCUCUCUUGAAGUAUAUCGUGAUUGUAUUAGGAGCAGAUGAUCACGGAGAAGGAGGGGUCUUUGCUUUGUACUCGAGAGUAUGUCGGAACUCGAAGCUUGGCCUUAUAAAAACUCCCAUUGUUGCUUAUGAGCACUUUCCUGUAUAUGAAUUCCAAACACCCUACGAGGAGAAUAGGACGAGUUUGAUGAUAAAAGGCUUUUUUGAAAAGCAUCAAAGAUCUAGAAUUGUCCUCUUCCUCAUUGUACUACUGGGAACUAGCAUGUUCAUUGGUGACGGUGUGUUGACGCCAACAAUGUCAGUUCUAUCAGCCGUAUCUGGUCUCAGAGUUAAGGUACCGGGGCUGCAUGAAAAUUACACAGUGGCCAUUUCUUGUUUUAUUUUAGUGGGCCUUUUUAAAUUGCAACAUUAUGGAACGCAUCGAGUUGGUUUCCUCUUCGGCCCGCUGCUAAUUUCUUGGUUAGUCUGCCUUAGUAUGAUGGGGAUCUACAACAUCUUCAAGUGGAAUCCUGCUAUUAUACAAGCUUUAUCGCCAUAUUAUAUUUAUAAAUUUUUCAAAGUGGUUGGAAUUGAUGGCUGGAGUUCACUUGGAGGUAUUGUACUUUGUAUUACAGGUGCUGAAGCCAUAUUUGCUGAUCUUGGUCACUUUUCAAAGCUAUCUCUCAGGAUAGCAUUUUCAGCGCUAGUUUUUCCAAGUUUAUUACUAGCAUACAUGGGUGAAGCUGCCUUCCUUUCCAAGCACAAAGAGGAUUCUCAAUUGAGUUUUUACCGAUCUAUCCCAGAGAGCAUAUAUUGGCCUGUAUAUAUCAUCGCCACACUAGCUACAAUAGUUGCGAGCCAGCCGAUGAUUUCCGCCAUUUUCUCCAUAAUCAGUCAAUGUAGGGCCCUGAACUGCUUUCCUCGCGUGAAGAUCAUUCAUACAUCAAACCAUGUCCAUGGCCAGAUAUACAUACCAGAAAUCAACUGGCUUUUAAUGCUUCUAUGCAUGUCUGUCACAAUUGGCUUUAAAGAUACCACUGCAAUUGGAAAUGCUUAUGGGCUUUCAGUGAUCACAGUAAUGUUUGUCACAACAUGCCUUAUGUUCCUCAUCAUCACCACAGUGUGGAACCAGAACAUUCUCUUAGCAACUCUCUUUGCUAUCACCUUUGGUUCUGUGGAGCUUUUCUACUUAUCAGCCUGCCUUGUUAAGUUCCCACAUGGAGCCUGGCUUCCGCUUGUCUUCUCUCUUAUCAUUCUAUUUGUUAUGACUAUUUGGCAUUAUGGUACAUCAACGAAACUGGCUUAUGAGCUACAGAACAAAGUGCAGCUUGACAGCAUUCUCAACUUCAGCGUCGGCCUUGUUCGUGUUCCUGGCAUUGGCUUUGUCUUCUCGACCAUCCCAGAUGUCAUUCCUCCAAUGUUUUGUCACUUCAUUACCAACUUCCCUGCCUUCCAUCGUAUCAUAAUCUUUGUAAACUUGCAGACUGUGGCCUUGCCAAGAAUCCCACUAGAAGAGCAUUUUUUGAUUAGCCGAAUUGGUCCUAAAGAGUUUGGCUUCUUUGGGUGCAUUGUAAGAUAUGGAUAUAAGGAUUCCCGUGGAGAAUUUAGUGAAUUUGAAGAAGAGCUGCUAAACAAAGUUUCAGAAUUUUUGCUGCUUGAAGGCAGCAAUAAUGUCUCUAGUUCCGACGAGUCUAAUGAGAACUUAAUGAUGGAGAUAUCAGAGAAGAUGCCAUUGAGAGAUGAAGUGAUGGAACUGAUGGAGGAAAGGAAAGCUGGUGUGGCUUACAUGAUAGGCCACACGGAUGUCCUGGCUCAUUCUUCCUCAUCUUUCUUCAAGAAGAAUAUGAUCAACUUGGUCUAUGGAUUUCUACGGCGGAAUUGCCGGCAAGUGGCGGUGGCGCUCAGAAUCCCCCGAGCUUCAUUGAUAGAGGUUGGUGUACAAUAUCGCGUUUGAUAGAUUGUA
Dendrobium catenatum is the source of this 2286-nucleotide messenger RNA. RefSeq names its product probable potassium transporter 13. NCBI's taxonomy places the organism in Eukaryota, Viridiplantae, Streptophyta, Magnoliopsida, Asparagales, Orchidaceae. The record is from RefSeq and is a predicted model, not a curated record. Gene Ontology annotation, biological process: potassium ion transmembrane transport. Gene Ontology annotation, cellular component: membrane. Gene Ontology annotation, molecular function: potassium ion transmembrane transporter activity. The transcript has 9 exons. The coding region runs from base 121 to 2277 and encodes 718 amino acids.